AUGCCACGCAGGCCACAACAUCACGACACAAAGGCCACACAGGCUCCACACAACGACACAAGGCCCACACAGUAUGCCACAAAAGCUCCACUCAACGACACAAAGCCCACACAGUAUGCCACACAGGCUCCACACAACGGCACAAAGCCCACACAGGCUCCACUCAACGACACAAAGCCCACACAGGCUUCCCACAACGGCACAAAGCCCACACAGUAUGCCACACAGGCUCCCCACAACGGCACAAAGCCCACACAAUAUGCCACACAGGCUCCACACAACGACACAAAGCCCACACAGUAUGCCACACAGGCUCCACACAACGGCACAAGGCCCACACAGUAUGCCACACAUGCUCCACUCAACGCUCAUCGUCCCCUACAGGCUAGGAUUCUGAAUACCACUCCCCAAUAUUAA
Molecule: messenger RNA, 417 nt
Organism: Lotus japonicus
Lineage: Eukaryota; Viridiplantae; Streptophyta; Magnoliopsida; Fabales; Fabaceae
Exons: 1
Coding region: 1-417 (138 amino acids)
Source: RefSeq, a predicted model, not a curated record